This is a messenger RNA of Sorex araneus (European shrew), 524 nucleotides long. RefSeq names its product phosphatidylglycerol--prolipoprotein diacylglyceryl transferase-like. Bases 108 to 431 code for a protein of 107 amino acids. The transcript has 5 exons. The record is from RefSeq and is a predicted model, not a curated record. Lineage: Eukaryota; Metazoa; Chordata; Mammalia; Eulipotyphla; Soricidae.
CAGAGUUCCGGGUGCUGGACUGUGAAGUGCGGAGCUGUGCUGUUGACUUCUCUCGGAUUUUUCUUCUAUUGCUCUUUCUCACCAGCUGAGACACACAAGAGAGAAAUAUGAGUGCCAGAAAGAGAACAAAACUCAGCCCACGGGAGGAUGAUGAGGAAUCUACCAGAUUGGUUCCUCCACAGGCCCCCCCGAAAACAGUCGAAAAGAAACCUCUAAUGGAAGAAACACUGAUUGAGAUUCCUGAUACUGACUCUGAGGAAGAGAUUGAGGAGGGAGGCAAGCCGUCGUUCCGUGAAAAAGAGAAACCUGAAGUGGAAGAUGAGGAAGACCCGGAAGAGACUAAAGGGGAGUGUGGGGAUGACCCUGAUGAUGAGAAAGAGGAGAUGCCAUUUAUGCCUUCGACAAGUGCAGAAGCAAGUGACAAAGAGUAGUCAAUGAAUUAAAAAGAAGAGACAUAUUACAUAUGCUGUAAUAUUGACAAUAUGAGCUGUUAAAUACUCUCAAUAAAGUUCUACCUAUACUCG